GAUGCCACCUCGCGCGGGGGGAAGGACAUUCACCCGCCGCGUGGCCCCAGAAGGGACGGCGGCUUCUGGCGAGCUCACUCACGAUCGGUAUAGAGACCCAAGUCCUUUCCAGCCAAGGGUCCGGCUCGAAACAGGUGUUGGCAGUCCUGGCGGCAGUGAACUACGCACUCACGCUUUUGUUCACAAUGGAGAUGGCACUACGGAUCUACGUGUUGAGGCAUGACUUCUUUGUCGAAGAGCGGUUGUGGAACUGGUUUGACAUGGCCAUCGUGCUCCUGGCACUCGCCGAGGUUGCUCUGGAGUUUGUUCUGCGCUCUCUUUCAAGCGGCAGCCGUCACCUCCUCGACAACGGCGGGACUGCGAAGAUCCUGCGCCUCUUUCGGGUCGCCCGUCUGCUCCGCCUGAUCCGAAGCUUUCGCUCCCUGAAGCCCUUGCGGAUGCUCGUUCACUCUAUAUUCUUUGCCGGCAAGUAUGUUCUUUGGGCGCUCAUCAUGCUCUUCAUGAUCGUCUACGCCUUUGGAGUCGUCUUGACACAAGCUGUAGCGGAGCACACUGGAGGUGGCACGCAUAUCGAUGACGAUGCUCUGGUGGCGUACUUUGGGAGCCUCUAUCGGUCAAUGUUGAGUCUUUGGAUGGCUGUCUCUGGAGGUAUCAGUUGGAUCGAACUCACUGGUCCACUCGAAAGGACUGGAAAUAUUUUCUUGGUCUUGUUGUUGUUACUCUACAUCAACUUCGUGUACGUAUUUAUACUCAACGUGGUGACCGGCGUUUUCUGUCAGAACGCACUCGAGGGGGCUCAACAAGACCUGGACCUUACCAUCGAGAGUCAGCUCAAGGAUAAGCAGCUAUACGUUGACCGCCUGCGCCUGCUCUUCAAGGAGAUGGGAGAGGAGACUGGUGCUGUGGACAGUGGGCUGACAGGAGCCGAACUCCAUUUCCAGCUGGCGCAGCCAAAGGUGCAGUCCUGGUUCCGGGCGUUGGACAUCGACGCCACGCAGACGUGGAAGCUCUUCAAAGUUCUCGACGCGGGCAACUCGGGCCGUGUAUCCCUCGAGGACUUCGUGGAGGGCUGCCUGCGGCUGAGGGGGCAGGCCACGCGCGUCGACGUGGAGUCUCUGAAGUGGGAGAUCAGAGGGGCGAACAGACGCUCCGAGCAGGAUGCUCAGAUGCUCGCCGAGCUGAUCCAAGACCUCGGGGACGUGCGGUCCUCGAUGGUGCGCGUGCGCAGUGCGGGUGCUUCUGUAGGCCGCGCCGCCACCGGCGACUCGGCGUGACGUUUCGCGAGCUGCUCUGCCGUUCUUGCGUUGCCUCUGGCACGUAGGCAUCGUUAUCACUCGGGGCUGUUCACGGACGCAUCACAGUUCUGAGGCCACCGCCUUCCCUCCAUGCCCCAACGGGCACGGGCGGGCUCCCCAAACGGAGCGCGCACGAUUCCGGCCUGCGCUUCGCUUCGCUUUCACUCUUGCUCUUGUUGCCGCUGCCGCUGCCCCAGUCCCGGCUCGUGGCGCCUCACGGAGCGUUGUAGGCAGACACUGACGCCGUGAGCGCUGCCUUCGACUGCCCCUCGGGGGUCAUUCGCCGGCAGGUGGGCGUUGUCGUUCGGAGCAGAA
Messenger RNA from Prorocentrum cordatum, 1610 nucleotides. The record is from the annotation of a GenBank genome assembly. NCBI's taxonomy places the organism in Eukaryota, Dinophyceae, Prorocentrales, Prorocentraceae.